GGGGAAGGCUAGCUCAAGGAGGAAGGCGGGUGGGCUGCCGAUUAUUGGAAGGGCUCAUUAAUGAAAACCCCCGAUGGUGACCACUUGGUGGAAAGGCUCACCUUUCCCAUGUGUAGCUGAUAAGGGCCAGGAGAUUCCACAGUUCAGGUAGUUCCCCCACCUCCCUGGUGUUUUGUGGUCACCAUUAAUCAUUUCCUCUAACUGUGUAUAUAAGAGCUCUUUUGCCAGUGAGCCCAGUGUUCAGAGAGAAAGGCUAAAGUCCUCAGGAGGAUGUGGCUGCAGAACCUGCUUCUCCUGGGCACUGUGGUUUGCAGCAUCUCCACACCAAUCCGCCUACCCAGACCGGUCACCCGGCACUUCGUGCAUGUGGACACCAUUAAGGAGGCCCUGACCCUCCUUAACAAUAGUGACAUUACCGACGUGAUGAAUGAAACAGUAGAAGUCGUCUCUGAAAUGUUUGACCCCAAGGAGCCGACGUGCCUGCAGACCCGCCUGGAGCUGUACCAGCAGGGCCUUCGGGGCAACCUCACCAUACUCAAGGGCCCCUUGACCUUGAUGGCUGACCACUACGGGCAGCACUGCCCCCCUACCCCGGAAACUUCCUGUGCAACCCAGAUAACCACGUUCAAAAAUUUCAAAGAGAACCUGAAUAAUUUUCUAGUUAUCAUCCCCUUUGACUGCUGGAGUCCAGCCCAGGAGUGAGGCAGGCCUGUCCAGGAGCCAGCCCUGAGAACUUACCUCAUAGACCGCCGCCCUCCCACCCACCAAGCGCCCAACCUCAGGAUCUUCACCUCAGAGGGACCAAGGGGAGGGCCAGGCCCUGGCGGCCGCGGACUUGCUCUGAGCCAUGGUGUGGUAGAGGAGUAGGGACUUUUACACUGUC
Phyllostomus discolor (pale spear-nosed bat) is the source of this 883-nucleotide messenger RNA. RefSeq names its product colony stimulating factor 2 (gene CSF2). Gene Ontology annotation, biological process: immune response; myeloid cell differentiation. Gene Ontology annotation, cellular component: extracellular region. Bases 271 to 702 code for a protein of 143 amino acids. The transcript has 4 exons. The record is from RefSeq and is a predicted model, not a curated record. NCBI's taxonomy places the organism in Eukaryota, Metazoa, Chordata, Mammalia, Chiroptera, Phyllostomidae. Gene Ontology annotation, molecular function: granulocyte macrophage colony-stimulating factor receptor binding; growth factor activity; cytokine activity.